Molecule: messenger RNA, 3453 nt
Organism: Etheostoma cragini (Arkansas darter)
Lineage: Eukaryota; Metazoa; Chordata; Actinopteri; Perciformes; Percidae
Product: abl interactor 2-like
Exons: 11
Coding region: 67-1530 (487 amino acids)
Cellular component (GO): lamellipodium
Molecular function (GO): SH3 domain binding
Source: RefSeq, a predicted model, not a curated record
CCCGUGAAGGCAGCGGGAUGCAUCCAGUCAGCGCGCCGCAGCCGUUAGUAGUAAAACCAUGCAAAGAUGGCGGAGCUACAAAUGCUGCUGGAGGAGGAAAUUCCUGCAGGACGAUCAGCUCUUCUGGACAGUUUUACCAACCUGGAAAGAGUAGCCGAAUACUGCGAAAGCAACUAUGUCCAGUCAGCAGACAAGGAGCGAGCACUGGAGGAGACGAAGAGCUACACCACGCAAUCUCUGGCUAGCGUCGCCUACCUCAUCAACACGCUGGCCAACAACGUGCUGCAGAUGCUGGACAUCCAGGCGUCUCAGCUCCGCCGCAUGGAGAGCUCCGUCAACCACAUCUCACAGACCGUUGACAUCCACAAAGAGAAGGUGGCGAGGCGGGAGAUCGGCAUCCUGACGACCAAUAAGAACACGGCCCGCUCACAUAAGAUCGUUGCCCCAUCCAACCUAGAGAGGCCGGUGCGCUACAUCAGGAAGCCCAUCGACUACAACAUGCUGGACGACAUCGGACACGGAGUCAAGUGGUUGCUGAGGUUCAAGGGGAAUGGCCAGCAGAACAUGAAACUAGGAGGGGGACUCUCCCGGUCCAACCCCCCCACCCAGAAACCACCCAGCCCUCCGAGGGCCGGCAAGGGCAUCUUUGGGAAGAACUCCCCCUACAGGACUCUGGAGCCGGUGCGCCCCCCAGUGGUGCCCAACGAUUACGUCUCCAGCCCAACCAGAAACAGUCCGGCCGUGGGACCGCUGCUCAGUCCGGGCCGCACCGCCACACUCAACCACCGACCCCGAACCUACAGUGGUAGCAGCGGCGGCAGCCAUCCCAGCAGCAGCAGUCGGAGCAGCAGCAGGGAGAAUAGUGGCAGCGGCAGUGUGGGCAUUCCCAUCGCCGUGCCAACGCCUUCCCCGCCAUCCAACUUCCCAGGUAACAUCGUCCCUCAGUUCUUUAGCAUGAACCGGCCUCAGCCCCGACAGCAGGCUCUACAGGUGGGGGGGUCGCUGCCAUACCGCCGCCCCCCCUCUGUGACCGGCCAGCCAAUCGUAACAGAGAACCAGAUUAACGGAGGCCCCUACUACAACCAAAGCCCAGCUUCCCCCCCGCCCCCCUCUUUCCUCCAGUUCAGUCCUCAGCUUCCUCUGAUGGGUUUCGUUGCUCGAGUUCAGGAGUCCAUCUCAGACACCCCUCCCCCGGCUGCUGAGAGCCAAUCAGGGCCCAAGGAGCAAGUGCUUACUCCGAGUCCCCAGCCGCUGGAGGAUGGACGUGAAGAGGAGGACUCGGCCAUGGUGGAGUACAGCGACCCGUAUGCGGAGGAGGACCCACCAUGGGCCCCCAGGAGCUACCUGGAGAAAGUGGUAGCCAUCUACGACUAUGCGGCCGACAAAGAGGACGAGCUGUCGUUCCAGGAAGGAUCGAUCAUCUACGUCAUCAAGAAGAACGAGGACGGCUGGUACGAAGGCGUGAUGAACACCACCACUGGCCUGUUCCCAGGAAACUACGUGGAGUCUAUCAUGCACUACGCCGACUGACUGGGACGGAGAGGGACUGUUUGUGUGUCUUUGUCUCCGGAUGUGUGUUGUCUCAUUGCAGUUCAGUGUCUUGGACCUGAACCGGAAGAGAGAUUUACUUCAGAUUCACACAAACCAAUCAGAGAAUCAUAUUUUAGUGUGAGUGUAGUUUAUUAGACAGAAUCAGAACCUGUAAGUGAGACUUUGUUUUGUUUUAACAUGUGUCUCUUUUUACCCAUAAGGCCUUGCAUUUUGGGGUUUCUAAAUGCUGGUUCGGAUAAUAAGCAUUAAUACGUUCUCCUGUUGGAGGACUUGGAGGCUUUUCAGGCAUCUUGUUAUAUAGUGUUAUAACUUUUCUGUUUUUCCACACAAUCUCAGACGACAAGAAAAGAUGCAUUCUUUUUAUAUUUUUCUUGUGAUCACAAGAAAUUGGUUUUAAGGUGCCGAUAUAACAGGUUUGUUUUCCAGAAAUCAGAAAAUAAUUCAGCAAAAUCUCACUUUUUUUCCCUCUCUAAGUCAGAACUCAGUUAAAUCUGAACACGCAGACCAUUGUCCAAAAGAUACUGUUUCUAAUUCCACGUCGUCCCCAGGGAGCGUGUCGGCCUGUGAAGCUAAUUGAACAUAACGUCCGAACAAACAGUGGACCCAAAAAUACUUUCCCCCGCAUUCUAACACGGAGAAAGGGGCGUUAUUUAGCCUGAUAUAGUCUUCUUGCUUUGUGUCUGUCUGCAUCACAACCCCUGCGAAUCUGAUCCAUUUAUUCAAAUAACAUUAAGAAAGUCUAGAAGGACUGCAUGAUUAAAUGAUUUAUUCCCCGUUCCAGUUAACGGAGCGCUCAACAGGAAGUAGCUAUGAGCUGUGAGCAAGCAUCGACGAGGGAUCUCUGAGGAGCUGUGAGUGAGGAUGGAGAAGGGAUAUCUGAGGAGCUGUGAGUGAAGAUGGAGGAGGGAUAUCUGAGGAGCUGUGAUAUAGGAUGGAGGAAGGAUAUCUGAGGAGCUUUGAGUGAGGAUGGAGGAGGAAUAUCUGAGGAGCUAUGAGUGAGGAUACAAAGAGCAGUCUUUCUGGAAGCCGUGCAGCUGCUAACUCCGCCCGAACAGCUGACGAAUUCACAUGAUGCUUCAAAGGAAAGGAUGUCUUAUCCCUCUAAAAACAGUUCCCCUCUACUCCCAUGCUUCCUCAGGACAGACUAAGAAAAGGAGGCAAGUGGAGGAAACUCCUGGUUCUAUAACACAUCCAUAAGUAAGACACCACCUGAGAUAAGACUUUGGAGAUAAAAGGAGAGCAAAACAAGCAAGUGUUCAAGGAGACAUUUAAAGUAAAAAAAAAUGUGUCUUUGUCUCAAUGGGAAAAGUUGUAAAAACAGGUCAAGUUAAUUUUCUCACCUAAUCUUUGGCACGUUGUUUUUCAAUCGUGGAACAAUAAUUUCAUGCUCACAGGAAAACAUAUCUUGUUAUUUUCAGGUCUUUAAUUUUAGCUGUGAUCAAAAGAAAAACAAUGCAUGUACUAGACUUCAUUAUGUCUUCUCUGGGCUUCCGUAGUUUUAACCUAUCCUUUCACCACCCCACCCUUCUCUGAAAUAGGCUAUUUACCAUCUUUCCCCUGAAGCAAAGACUUGAGAUUAUUUUUUUGUAUUAAAUAAGUAGGUGCCCAGAAGUAAUUUGAAACAGCCUAAAAAGAGAAGUUUGAAAGGAAGCAAAAGACAAUUUUGCACUAAACAUUAAAGGUGCUCUAAGUGAUGUCACAUGUUUUUAUGCUACAAAUGUUUUUGUAACACACCGCGAACAUCUGCUCACUAUCUGCUAGCUGCCUGUCCCAAGAACACACUGUAAAAACAUCUCACUAUCUGCUAGCUGCCUGUCCCCUGAACACACUGUGAAAAACAUCUCCUCACUAUCUGCUAGCUGUCUGUCCCCAGAACACACUUUGAAAAAAAAUCUCACUAUC